AUGACCAAGACUAAAAAUACAGCCAACAGAAGAGGCAACCAAAAGGCUGAAAUAAGAAAACUCUAUAUCUUUAUUAGUGAACUCUACAAAAGAUGCCGUACAACUUAUAAUAAACAUAUGAGUGCAGUUGAUGAGAAAUUCAAUAGAGACAACAGUAGUGUCUUUUUCAGAGAUGCAACGUCUGAUGAUGAAUCAGAGACAGAUUUGAAUGAAUUGUUUGACCAUCUGGACGAACUUGCAGUUCCAGACUUAGGAAAAAGGGCAAACCAGUUAAAAACACGACGCUUUGUACCAGUAAAAAAGCUAAUUCCUUGUGGCUUGGUUGUUAAAAUGUCUACAUGGGCUCGAUGCUAA
Molecule: messenger RNA, 354 nt
Organism: Phycomyces blakesleeanus NRRL 1555(-)
Lineage: Eukaryota; Fungi; Mucoromycota; Mucoromycetes; Mucorales; Phycomycetaceae
Exons: 3
Coding region: 1-354 (117 amino acids)
Source: RefSeq, a predicted model, not a curated record